This is a messenger RNA of Vollenhovia emeryi, 1697 nucleotides long. RefSeq names its product pollen-specific leucine-rich repeat extensin-like protein 3. The record is from RefSeq and is a predicted model, not a curated record. Lineage: Eukaryota; Metazoa; Arthropoda; Insecta; Hymenoptera; Formicidae. The transcript is spliced from 4 exons. Bases 60 to 1520 code for a protein of 486 amino acids.
AAAAAACAGGCGCGCUUGUCUUGGUUCAUCAGUUCGAUUUCGACUUCGAUCAACGAACAAUGCAUCUGUACAGUUGCUGCGCGUUGCUCCUGCUGGCGCUAGUCGCCUGCCAGGCUGCACCCUCAUCCAAUCUGAUCGAGGAGAAUUCGAUUCACGAAGCAACGAACAGCAUACAACUGGAAGAUGCUGGUGCGGAGAAGGAUAGAGCGAAGAAAUCAACAACCUUCUGCGUGGAGGUUCGUUCGGGAAAGCAAGAACAGGUUCCCUGCAGACAGGAGGUAAGGCCAGUGGAGAUUGUUCGGCAAGACUCCAAACCGGUGGUUAUCGUGCCGAUACCAUCACCGAUGCCAAUACCAGCACCGGCACCAGUAUUUCCGACAUAUGUGAUGCCGCCCAGACCUCAAGAAGUGAAACAGGAAGUAGUCCAUCAAUCUCCGGUUGUACAGCCUUCCCAACCAAUUCCAGCUCCGCCUUCGAUCAUCAACAUCGUACCACCUCAAGUUCCCGUACCUUGCGACAAACAAACUGUCGUGCAGCCCCAGUCGCAACACUUUCACACGGUCCAUGUCAUUCAUCCGCCUCAGACAGAACGACCUGUGACUUUGGUCCAGGAAGCUAGACCGAUGAAGCAUAUAAAGCCACCAGUUAAGCCAAUGCAUCUGCCAAUUCCCCAUAAAGAGAUUGUUUUGCCGAGCAAACCUGUAUGCCAGAGAUGCAAUGGUGUGAUUCCAUCCCACCCUGUGAACUUUGUUGUUCAACCUUCGCCAGCAACCGUCCUCAGCGUGCUACCACACGUAGACGCAUGCAAAUAUCAGGAAGAAGGACCCCAAUGCAGCUGCCAAUCAGAGAACAGCCCUACCUCUAGGCUAGGACCCUACCCUAGGCGCUACGUUAUGCCUCGCGCAAUGGAACAUCCCGACGAUGCGACUUUCGAAUCUAUGGGACCGUUUAGGUCUCCGAUAAUGUCUUUGCAAAGCGAUCCCAGGAUAAUGUCGGAGCAUCCCACCUAUUUCACUUCAGAAGGAGCUAAUAGAGAAAUGGAAGCAAGAACACAUCGCCUCUGGGCAAAAAAGAAGUAUUCGCCUGUGAAUCUCUCGGUGCAAUUUCCCGUCGUACACACGUCCGAUAAUGCCCCUAAAUUUUAUGAAUCCGUAUAUCGACCAGUGUAUACUAAUCCAAGCUCUUACACCUACGUAGUUCCAAGCCCUUACAGCUAUGAAAGCUAUGGAAAUUAUAGACCCUCUGAAUACUCUUAUCCGGUAAACUAUAACUCUCAAGAUUUAGCAAGUGGUACACCGUCAGUCACCGUAAAUGCGGGAGGACCAUUUUACGGUCGCGAAUCUCAACACAACCCAUCGCCUCAAACGAAUGAUGUCGAAAUGCUACCAAGGGAAGCGUUUACGCCUGUUACCGACACAAUCGAUCCCUCCAGCAACCAAAAGCGUGAGACUGACAUGAAUCAGUCGAAUAACGAGCAGAACAAAGCUAUGCAAACCGAGGUAACCAAGGACAUUUCAUAAGCCAACGUAGUUGAAAAUAUAAAAAGAGUAGUUUUUGAAUUUUCAUAGGUGCAAACGCAUCAGAAUAAUUUGUCAAUUAAUUUAGUAAGAGAUUCAAUCUCGAGGCGGCUUUUAUUAUUUAUUUAACUCGAUGCCGCUAAAAUAUUGCAUUUAUCUAAUAAUUUUUUUUAAUUUUUC